Messenger RNA from Prorocentrum cordatum, 1506 nucleotides. The record is from the annotation of a GenBank genome assembly. NCBI's taxonomy places the organism in Eukaryota, Dinophyceae, Prorocentrales, Prorocentraceae.
CCCCCGCCUCCCUGCAGCCGUUUUGGCCCUGGCCUUCUUCUCUGGCCCUUUUUUUCCCGGCCGCCUGGACACGCCUCCUGGCGGUCCGCUGCUCUCGGGAUUCUUGUUCUCCGAUCUCCGCAGUCCACUUCUCGCGGUCGUGAGUCAUGGGUGCCACCCUCGCCAAGGUGUGGCAGCGUUUUGCGGGCCAGCAGGAGAUGCGCAUCCUGAUGCUGGGCCUGGACGCGGCGGGCAAGACGACGGUCCUCUACAAGCUGAGGCUGGGGGAGGUGGUGACGACGGUCCCGACCCUGGGCUUCAACGUCGAGAGCGUGGAGUACAGGAACAUCAGCUUCACGGUGUGGGACGUUGGCGGGCAAGACAAGAUCCGCAGGCUUUGGCGCCACUAUUACAGCGGCACGCAGGGCCUUAUCUUCGUGGUGGACAGCAGCGAUGGCGAGCGUGCGGGCGAUGCCCGGGAGGAGCUUCUGAGUGUGCUCGGGGAGGAGGAGAUGCGACAUGCCGCUGUGCUGGUCCUGGCUAACAAGCAAGACCUGCCCCACGCCAUGCCCGCGGCAGAGGUGGCAGAGAAGCUCGGUCUCCCAGGCAUGCGCAACCACAAGUGGUUCAUCCAGUCUACCUGCGCUACCUCAGGAGACGGCCUGUACGAGGGCCUCGACUGGCUGUCGCGCGCUGUGCCGUCUCGACAAUGAAGGCAUAGACUGGCUGUCGCGCACUGUGGCGUCGCGACUGUACUGUCGCCGUUCCUGGAGGGUGAGCGAGGGGAGGGCCCGAAGAAGGAGCCAUUCCAUAAACAUACAACUUUCAGAUUUCGAACAAUCUGUUUACGUCGUUUGAUCUUAUUCCUUGGUACAGUCGGGGCGCUGAACAAGGAACCCUUUUCGUUGGGGAGGGGCUCCGUGUUCCCUAAUAAUUGGUUUGUUUCGCAGUUUGCCGUAGGUUGUCUUCAGGUUUUCGAUGGGGAACCGAAGUUUCACUUAUGGAGAAACAGGGGCCUCGUUCCUUUUUUCGGGUCCCUAAGGUCGAGGCCCCGACGGUAUUGGCGAGGGGAGGACGACCUCGGCAGUCAGUUUUUUUUUUUUUUUGUGCUUGUGCCCCUGGCGCGAGCCUGUGGCCUUUGAAGCUCCGCCCUGUGAGGUGGAGGGCGGCCCCAGAGCUCUGCGCCUCGGCCGCUGCGGGGUGGUCUGUGCAGUCUUCACACACAGAGUGGGAGGUGGCCACGGCGCGGUCGGCUCCAAUUUUUUUUUCUCUCUUUCGGGGACGGACAGGACCCCCAACAGUGACACGUCGGUUCGUGAAGUGUCCGUUUUCGGUUCCCGCGAGGGCGCCGCGGCCGUCAUUUCCCAGGCCUGCGCCCGCCAGGUUUGGACCUCAGGUCGUUUUCGCUAAACCACGUUGUGCUAAAGGGGGGUCUGUCCAUCCCCGACUCUUGGGGCUCGGUGGCGCUGGCAUGCGUGAGGAUGCUGUACGUGCGCGUGCCAGCUUAGGGUAGCGAGCGGUGAACAA